AUUUGUUUUUUUUUUAAUUUGUUUUCGUUUAUUAAAUUUUCUAAGUUACACACGUUUUCUUCAUGUUUAAAUUGUUGCCUAGUUAUUGCUUCAGACGAUAGAAUAAGUUUUGAAUGUAUUGUAAUAUUAUUAUAAUUCGAAGGACCUAAUUAAGAAAUAAAAUAAUUAUGGUAAUAGCUGAAGACAUGAGCAAACCAAUAUUAAAAGUAUCAGUUUCUGAUUCUUCAAGUGCUGAGGAGGAAGAUAUAGAAACAGAUGUAGAAAGUAGUGACGAAAAUUUACAAGAUGGGACGUUAAUAACAAAUGAGGGUUGGGCAGACUCGGUUGCAAAGAUUCUUGGUUCUACAAAACCGAAAAAUAAAAAAACAUUAGUAUUGUCAAGAGCAAAAAAACAUUCACAGUUGAUAAAAAGUACAAAUGAGGAGAAACCAGCUUUUGAAAUCAUUGGAGACAGUAAAGAGACAGAAAAAGAAGUCAAGAAGGAUUUGUUACCAUCAGAGCCACCUCAAAAAAAGCCCAAACAUGAAAAACCAUCAAUAAGAGUGAAACCAAACAUACUAGAAAAAGAUAGGGAGAGAUUACUUUCAAAAAUUGCUACAAAGGGUGUGGUGCAAUUAUUUAAUGCUGUAAGAAAUCAACAGAAGUCAUUAGAUAAACAAUUAAAUAGAAGUGACCUACCAGAAGCAAAAAAAGAAAAAAUUAUAAAAAAGUUUGACAAAAGAGCAUUCCUCGAUACUCUUAUGGGUCAGACUAAGUCAAUAGUAGUAGAUGAGGUGACUAAAAACCCUCUAAAAGAUGAAGUUAAAGAAGAGGAUAAUGUACCUAAGUGGAAUGCCUUAAGGGAUGAUUUUAUGAUGGGUGCAAAAAUGAAAGAUUGGGACAAAGAAGCAGUAGAGGAAUAAAACACAAAAAUGUUUGUUAUUUACCAUUUUAAUAAAUAAGUAUACAAUUAUUAA
Molecule: messenger RNA, 956 nt
Organism: Galleria mellonella (greater wax moth)
Lineage: Eukaryota; Metazoa; Arthropoda; Insecta; Lepidoptera; Pyralidae
Product: RRP15-like protein
Exons: 4
Coding region: 168-902 (244 amino acids)
Biological process (GO): maturation of LSU-rRNA; maturation of 5.8S rRNA
Cellular component (GO): preribosome, large subunit precursor
Source: RefSeq, a predicted model, not a curated record